UGUUCACAUCUCGCGCGGGAGAUAGUCUUGCGCGCCACACUCUGACUGCAGCCAUGCCCGCUCGCCGCCGUGCGCGUUCUCAUGGGCCGCUUGCGCGUCUCCACUUGGGCGGGCAGCGAUGUGCACGCACAGACUCGCCAUCUCUCGCAAAGGCGCAGCAGCCUAGCUCUCCAUCAUCACCCUUUGCACUUACACUUGCUGACCUGGCAACAUCCAUUGGCCUCAUUGGGAGCUAGACAUCGCUGCUCUACAUCGCUUGCCCCGUCUGCAUCCGCCUUGGCCGUCUGCAGAGACCUCACGCGAUCUCGUACAGCAAAAUCUGGUCCCAGCUCUCACGCGUAAUAAGAUCAAAAGGAUGGCGGACAGCAGCGCAGUGCCCGCUGCAGGCUCAUCAAAUGGUGCUUCAGGCUCGCUAGCACCUGGCGACCCUCGCAAAGAGGGAGCGCUCAAGUCGUACAAGAAGGCUCUGAAGCAGCAUGAAGAUCUAUCGGAGGGGUUAAAGAAGCUGCGUUUUGGGCUGCGUGAUCUGGAAAAGGACUACGACAAGACGGAGGAUGAUAUCAAGGCUUUGCAGUCGGUGGGGCAGAUUAUCGGCGAGGUGCUGAAGCAGCUCGACGACGAGAGGUUCAUCGUCAAAGCAUCCUCAGGACCUCGUUACGUGGUUGGCAUCCGCUCCACUGUGCCCAAGCACAAGUUGAAGCAAGGUGUGCGAGUCAGUCUCGACAUGACCACCCUUACCAUCAUGCGCAUUCUGCCACGUGAGGUCGACCCGUUGGUAUACAACAUGAGCAUGGAAGACCCCGGUGAUGCCAACUUUGCUGGUAUCGGUGGCUUGCAAGAGCAGAUCAGGGAAUUGAGAGAGGUCAUCGAAUUGCCUCUGCUCAAUCCAGAGCUUUUCUUGAGAGUAGGAAUCAAGCCCCCAAAAGGCGUUCUGCUGUACGGACCUCCCGGUACGGGCAAGACUCUGCUCGCAAGAGCAGUUGCAGCCACGCUCGACACAAACUUCCUUAAAGUUGUUUCAAGCGCCAUCGUCGACAAGUACAUCGGAGAGAGUGCCAGAUUGGUGCGCGAAAUGUUUGGCUAUGCCAAAGAGCACGAACCUACAAUCAUCUUCAUGGACGAGAUUGACGCUAUCGGUGGAAGGCGUUUUAGCGAGGGCACGAGUGCAGAUCGAGAAAUUCAGAGAACUUUGAUGGAGCUUCUGAAUCAAAUGGACGGAUUCGACUACCUUGGCAAGACAAAGAUCAUCUUUGCUACGAACAGACCAGACACGCUCGACCCUGCUCUGAUGAGACCAGGUCGUAUCGACCGAAAAAUUGAGAUCCCAUUGCCGAACGAGGUGGCGCGUUUGGACAUCCUCAAGAUUCACGCGAGGCCUGUCGCCAAGAAAGACGAGCUUGAUUACGAGGCCAUCGUCAAAUUGUCUGAUGGCUUCAACGCUGCAGAUUUGCGGAACGUGGUGACGGAAGCGGGCAUGUUUGCGAUUAGAGAUGACAGAGAUUACAUCAUUCAAGAAGAUAUGGUCAAGGCAGCUCGAAAGUUGACCGAAGCAAAAUCCCACGAGAGCGCUGCAGACUACGGCAAGAACAUUUGAGAGAUGACGCACUCCCAUACAAAGCUCGCCUUGCCCGCCAAUGACACCGUUGCGAUAUCAAACGCUGGAGAUGUGCUCAUGGCGACGAAACGUGCAGUGUGCGAGGCGCGCGUGCGCGACAAUGGGCUUCAGACGGAAUGGCGGUGGACACAGCUAAAUGCAAUGCAUUACAAGAG
Messenger RNA from Ceraceosorus guamensis, 1770 nucleotides. Its product is annotated as putative RPT4-26S proteasome regulatory subunit. Gene Ontology annotation, molecular function: ATP binding; ATP hydrolysis activity; proteasome-activating activity. The transcript is spliced from 9 exons. Bases 356 to 1594 code for a protein of 412 amino acids. Gene Ontology annotation, cellular component: proteasome regulatory particle, base subcomplex; cytosolic proteasome complex. NCBI's taxonomy places the organism in Eukaryota, Fungi, Basidiomycota, Exobasidiomycetes, Ceraceosorales, Ceraceosoraceae. Gene Ontology annotation, biological process: positive regulation of RNA polymerase II transcription preinitiation complex assembly. The record is from RefSeq and is a predicted model, not a curated record.